AUGCAGAAUGCGGGGCCUGUGCGGUCGCACAGCCCGCACGGGCCCAGGGACGCCCCUGCCGACUGCUUCAAGCCCGGCGUCCUGGUCGGGAACACGCUCUACUGGCUGAUCCGCCACCGCGGCGGCGGCGGGUUCCUUCGGUUCGACGUGGACCGCCGGAGCCUGGCCGUGAUCCGGGUGUCGGAGGACAUCCCUGUUCCUGACGGCGCUCACGUUCAGGCUCUGCGGGCGCAGGACGAUGGAGGACUUGGCCUCGCGGGCCUGGCGAAGCGGAGGAUCCAGCUCUGGGGGAGGACGGCCGUUUCCGGCGAUGUGGUCGGAGGGGUGCUGCAGAAAACCGUCGAGCUCGACCAGCUCCUCUCGCUGAGGCCGUCGACGAACGUGCACGAAGCAUCCGUCGUGGGGUACGAUGAGGAUACCAACACGACCUUCCUCUGGACGAGUACGGGCGUCUUCAUGAUCCAGCUCGAGUCGAUGGAGUUCAGCAAAGUUUCUGAAGAAACCUGCAUCCGUGGCUAUUUUCCCUUCUCGAGUUUCUGCACUGCUGGUAAUAUAUAG
This is a messenger RNA of Panicum hallii, 558 nucleotides long. RefSeq lists its product as uncharacterized. The transcript is spliced from 2 exons. The record is from RefSeq and is a predicted model, not a curated record. Bases 1 to 558 code for a protein of 185 amino acids. Lineage: Eukaryota; Viridiplantae; Streptophyta; Magnoliopsida; Poales; Poaceae.